GACGCCUACUAGUACCUACUAAGGCAUCGUCCGGAGCAAUUGCAAGCGCAUCAUGUGCCGCGGCGGCGGUGGAGAUUCCGGUGGAGAUUUGCAUCAACGAAUGUCGUUCCAGCGCCCUCCACAGAAGGCAAUGGCCGGGUUUCAUCGGAUUAGUGCUUGGACUUAGCGCGUUAAGGGCGCGAUUCUGGGGAAGUUGCCGAGGAGCAGAGAGGAUGAUGCUAGUAUUAGCCGACUGAAUACCUAAUGGAAUCGAAUCAUACAUAACGCAGCGGGUGCCUCGUUCAACUCAAACUAAAACAUGUACACGGCUGUGCCAAUUCCAAUUCCAAUUCUAAUUCCACCCUUCGCAGACGAGGACGGAUCCGAUUGACCAUGUUGCGACAAUCCUUCAGAGCAUUUGCCCGCACGGCUGUUGCGAGACCGGCCGCGGCGAGAAGCUACGCUACGUUCAACUGGGAGGAUCCCCUCAAUGCGAAUAACCUCUUUACCGAGGAAGAGCAGGCCAUUGCAGAAACCGCAGAGCGAUACUGCCAGGAACGGCUACAGCCCAGGGUCUUGCAGGCCUACCGAGACGAACACUAUGACCCCAAGAUCCUCGAAGAGAUGGGCGAGCUAGGCCUGCUUGGCUCCAGCAUCAAGGGCUACGGAUGCGCUGGCGUUUCUUCGGUGGCCGGCGGUCUGAUUACACGAGCGGUCGAGCGAGUCGAUAGCGGCUACCGGUCUGGCAUGUCGGUGCAGUCGUCCCUCGUCAUGGGCGGCAUCCACGAGUUCGGCACCGAGGAGCAGAAGGAGAGAUUCCUCCCCGAGAUGGCCAGGGGCAAGCUCAUUGGCGCCUUUGGCCUGACGGAGCCUAAUCACGGUAGCGACCCGGGUAGUAUGGAGAGUGUUGCGAAGCCGCACCCGACCAAGAAGGGAUACUACUCCUUGAGCGGAGCCAAGACGUGGAUCACCAACAGCCCAAUUGCCGACGUGCUGUUGGUCUGGGCCAAGCUGCAAGAGACGGGCAAGAUUAGGGGCUUCUUGAUUGAGAGAAAGGACUGCCCGCCUGGAACACUCGAGACACCAGCCAUCAAGGACAAGAACGGGCUCCGAGCUUCCAUCACGGGCAUGAUCCAGAUGGACGGCGUCCCGGUGCCAGAAGCCAACAUGUUCCCUGACGUCGAAGGCCUCAAGGGACCCUUUAGCUGCCUCAACAGCGCUAGAUACGGCAUCUCGCUCGGCGUCAUGGGCGCCCUGGAGGACGCCAUUGCUCGAGCUCGUACCUACUCCUUGGAACGCAAGCAAUUCAAGGGCAACCCUCUGGCUAGGUACCAGCUUAUUCAGAAGAAGCUCGCCGAUGCUGCCACAGAUGCCGCCUAUGGCACACUAGCCGCGGUGCAGGUCGGUAGGCUCAAGGACGAGGGCAAGAUGACUCCCGAAAUGAUCAGCAUGGUUAAGAGACAGAACUGUGAUUCAGCCUUGCGCAAUGUUCGCGUGCUGCAGGAGAUUUUUGGUGGAAACGCUGUGAGCGACGAGUAUCACAUUGGAAGACAUGUGGCGAACCUGUUCGUGACGCAGACGUACGAGGGACAGAGUGAUAUCCACAGUUUGAUCUUGGGCAGGGCGAUUACCGGCAUACAAGCCUUUGUGUAAAAUAGGCUAGCAAUAUAGAUGAUGAAAUAAAAGCAUAUAAUCACAUACAG
This is a messenger RNA of Trichoderma harzianum CBS 226.95, 1682 nucleotides long. RefSeq lists its product as hypothetical. Gene Ontology annotation, molecular function: flavin adenine dinucleotide binding; fatty-acyl-CoA binding; glutaryl-CoA dehydrogenase activity. The record is from RefSeq and is a predicted model, not a curated record. The transcript has 2 exons. NCBI's taxonomy places the organism in Eukaryota, Fungi, Ascomycota, Sordariomycetes, Hypocreales, Hypocreaceae. The coding region runs from base 373 to 1632 and encodes 419 amino acids. Gene Ontology annotation, cellular component: mitochondrial inner membrane. Gene Ontology annotation, biological process: fatty-acyl-CoA biosynthetic process; fatty acid beta-oxidation using acyl-CoA dehydrogenase.